GAGCGGGUCGGUGCUACAGUACCAGAGGGAGAAUAAAUAAACAAAAUAUCUAACAUUUAAUAAGAAUAAAAAAAAGACUAAAUGUAAAUUAAUAGCGUAAUCAAGUAAAAAUAAAGGAAGUAAAGGCACUGAGUGAAACGCUGUGUUUUUUAAGAUUAAGGGGGAGCCAUGGACGCUCUGUCGAAGGAUGCCAGCUCCUUGCUGGAGGUGUUUAAUCUGAAGCUGAACGAGUACUUGAGCGACGUGGAGAACCACCACAUGGUCUGGUUGCUGGAGAUCCAGGAGGAAGCCAGCAAGAUGUUCUGCAGCGAUUUCAAUUCUGAGCCUGAGUUGAUGCCCAAGACCCCCUCCCAGAAGAGAAAGGGCCGAAAGAGGCUGUCUGUGGGUGGGAAUGGGACCCAGAACCCCAACAAGAGGCGAAUCUCCAAAGGCAGACGGAGCAACGUACGCCGCUCCUCUGUGAAGAAGGUGCAGGUCCUCAGCCUGCUGUCGGAGGAGGUGGAGCAGGGAGGGCAGCAGGGGUCAGAGACAGAUGGGAUCAGGACCAAAAGGAUCACCCGCAAGGCAGUCCAGGCUGCCAAGGAGGCCCCUUCAGACUGCCAGGCAGGGGUAGUCCUGGCGGAGAGGAGAGUCCCCCUGGUGGAAAUCAGCAGUGUGGAGCGCCGGUCUGCAGAGCUAGCCCAGCAGGAGGGGGAAAUAUCUGCCUCCACCACGAUCUCCAGGCUGCUGCCUGCUCCGGGAGCAUCCUCUCUCGGUGUACCUGCAGUGGGAGCCCCCGUGUCUGGGGACAGCGAGGACUCGGGGCACAGUGUCUCAAAGCUGCCUGUCGUGGAGGGCAGCGAGGCGCGGGCGUCAGGGUGCGAGACCGGUGACACCCCCAAGUCUCACAAGCGGGCUUCCCGGUCCUCAGUGAGGCGCUCGAUCGGGGGCCAGCGGUCGCUGCUCAGCAUCCGGGAGAGCAUGACCCGCGAGUCCCUGCGCAGGGCCAGCCGCCGCUCCUUCCUCAAGAAGGCGGCUCUGCUGGAGUCCUCCGCCUCCAGCGCUGUGAGCAGUAAAAACUACAGUGGGGUCACUGAAGAGGAGGAAGAGCUGAAGCUUGAGGAGGCUAUGCCUGCUGCUACCCCAGAGACUCCCAUCCCAGUGAUUGAGAUCGUCGACAGCCCUCCCAAACGUCGCUUCACCCGGUCAUCCACCAGGAGCAGCACACAGGCAGAGUCCCAGGCCGCACCAGAGUCCAGCCUGGAGGCACAGACCCUGCCUUCACUGGAAGACUGCAAUCCGGAGAAGACAGGCGAAGCUCAAACAGGCCUUGGACAGAAGCCCAGCUGCAAGCGUGCUGUGAACGAGGUGGACAGCAGUACUGGGAGAGGGGCUCAGCAGGACGAGGGCCCAGCCAGCCCCAAGAAGAAAACCCCAUCCCCUCCCAGCAGGACCCAGAAUGUGAUGAAGCCCCACAUGAAGUCCUUCCUCCAAACUGUGCAGAAGAACCAGCUGCUCAUGACCCCCCUCUCUGUCGGCCGCUCCACCGUCAAGUCAUUCAUCAAGCGCACCACCCCCCUCAAGGUGGACCUCAAGACUGUCUCUGAUGAGAAAGAGAGGCAGCUUCUGGAGGUGCUGAAGAAGAAACUGGAGCAGGAGGUUGAGAGGAAGAAGAAGAUGGAGGAGGAGAAGAGACGCAAGCUGGAGGAGAUGAAGAGGAAGCGCGAGGAUCGCUUGCGGAAGGUGACUGAGGCUCGAGAGAGGGAGGAGCAGAAGGAAGCGGAGAAGAAGAAGAAGGUUGAGCAAAAGCUUGCUCAGUUUGAUGAGAAGAAUGACAAGCUGCGUGAGGAGCGGCUGGCAGAGGAGAAGGCGAAGAGGAAAUUGAACACCAAGAAGACUGAAGAGGUGGAGAGCCGGCGCAGACAGGAGGAGGAGGCGCGCAGGAACAAGAUCCAGGCUGCGGAGGAAGAGGAGCGGCUGCUCCUGAAGAGGCGUGAAGAGGAGGAGCUGGAGCGAUGCAGGAAGCAGGCAGAGGCGCGCAGGUUGCAGCUGCUGGAGCUGGAGAGGAAGAGGGAGCAGGAGAAGAUCCAGGCACAGAGGGAGCGAGCGGAGAAGGAGAAGGCAGAUGCCCUGCAGAGGGAGGUGGUACGCGCAGCCACAGAGAAGCUUGCGCUGAAGGCAGCGGAGGAGAAAGCAAGGCUGCACAAGGAGGCGGAGGAGAGGAGAAAGCUGGACCUGCAGGAGAAGCAAGUGGCUGUGAAGAUCUUCAACGUCACGAUCAACAUUGAGAAAUCUCCCCAGUCCUACCAGAUGACUCCCAAGGGAGGCAACAUGCAGAAUUUGGGUACCGAUGAUUAUGGUAUGGAUCUGAACAGCGACGAUUCGACGGACGACGAAGGGGAGCCAAAGAAACCCCUCCCGUCCUGGGCUGAGGGCAAGAGGCUGAACCAGGCAGUCAUGCACCAGUACUACAACCCCAUCGAUCUGGAGCGGCGUUUCCGCAAGGUCCUGCCAAUCAAGCUGGAGGAAAUCUUCUGCAAGAGCAAACCACGCUACUUCAAACGCACCAGCUCUGCGGUGUGGCACUCCCCUCCCAGGGGGCACAGCAACACCACCAGCAUGGGCACCUACUCCCUCGGCAAGUUCUAGCAGCAUGUGGGGGGGGACCCACUGCUCCGCAAGACACCCCUGCGCUCGGGGCUCUGGCUAAUCAAGCUCGUGUCACGCCUCGGGUGGGGGGGUGGCACUGCAUCGUCGUAUUUGUUUAGACUGUAAAUAGAGCAAUUCACUAUAGAAUUAUUAUUUUUUUUAUUUUUUUUAAGUGAGAUGCAUAGCCUCUCUAGUGAAAUGGGUCUCUGCUUUGUGUGUAUGUAUGGUGCUGGUGAACUGAGUAGCGCAGCGCUAGUUUGGAGAAUUUUGGAAAGUCUUUGCUGUGAGGUCCUGCUUGUUCUCUUAUGAAGAUUGUCAACCUUCUUAAUGAAGGAAUGUGUGGAAGAGGCUAGGCUGGGUUUGAUAGUGAGGCGCAGCGUUGGGGCUCGUUCAUCUUGUACCCCUCCCACCCCCCCCAUUUAACUUUUCUGAAAUA
Polyodon spathula (Mississippi paddlefish) is the source of this 3064-nucleotide messenger RNA. Its product is annotated as inner centromere protein-like. Gene Ontology annotation, molecular function: protein serine/threonine kinase activator activity. The record is from RefSeq and is a predicted model, not a curated record. The transcript is spliced from 19 exons. The coding region runs from base 169 to 2628 and encodes 819 amino acids. Gene Ontology annotation, biological process: positive regulation of protein serine/threonine kinase activity; mitotic cytokinesis; metaphase chromosome alignment. Lineage: Eukaryota; Metazoa; Chordata; Actinopteri; Acipenseriformes; Polyodontidae. Gene Ontology annotation, cellular component: meiotic spindle midzone; kinetochore; nucleus.